AUGCCUCCUAGACGUGAGAAUCCUAGGCGCGAUAACGUUAACAUUGGUGCAGCUGAGUUAGCUCAGUUGAUAGCUCAAGCAGUGACUCAGGCUUUGCAACAAGCUGCGCAAAAUCAGGGAAACCCAGGAAAUAAUGAAGAGCAACAAAAUCAGCCUGAUGCACUAGCUUGGUUCGAUAGGUUUGUUAAGCAGAAACCGGAUUCUUUCCAUUCAGCACCACAACCUAUUGAUGCUGAAAAUUGGAUUGGUCAUCUUGAGAAGAUUUUUGAUGCAUUGGGAUGUGAUGACGCUACAAAGGUGAGGUUGGCUGUGUAUAAGUUAGAAGGGGAUGCUCAGAGGUGGUGGAGAGGAGUGAAGACUAUCAGGGGUGAUGCAUUUGUUGAGGCAUUGACUUGGCAGGGAUUCACAGAUUUGUUUUAUGAGCAGUACUUCUCAAAGGAAGAGAAGGAUGGUUAUAUGAGAGAGUUUAAUUCUAUUGAGCAGAAGCAUGAUGAGAGUAUCACUGAGUAUCUUGCGAGAUUUAUCAGGUUGGCGGGAUUUGCUGGGACUUCUGCAGGGACUGCAGAACAGCAGGCUGAAAAAUUUAAAUGGGGGCUGAAGUCGUCUCUUAGGAUGUCUAUCAUUUCUUCCAGAUUUCAGAAUGUAGCAGAGGUGGCUGAUGCAGCCAAGGAUGUUGAGAAGGAGCGUAUAGACUUCCGGACUAACAGAUCUAACAGUGGUCGUAAGAGGGGUGGAGAUGAUCAGCUAGUCCCAGCACAGGUAGACAUGGGUAUGAUGGUCAGAACAGUCGGUAUGGACAGUGGCGUGGACAAAACCAGAAUAGGGGAGGUCAUACAGCUCAUGGUCAGAGACAGAAUCAGUAUAGUGGUCAGGGACAAGCUCAGCAGGGGCAGACUCAGCAGUUUCAGCAGCAGCCUAGACAGUGGUAGAAUCGUCAAAGGGGACAGGGACAGGGACGUUAUCCAACGUAUGGGGGCAGCAACUAAUCCAGGUACUGUUUCCGGAACGGUUUUUGUGGGUACACGUGAUGCUUAUGUGUUAUUUGAUACUGGUUCGACUCGUUCUGUGGUAUCCCUAUCAUAUGUUCGUUAUCUUGGUGUCUUACCUUCAUUAUUAUCUCCGCAUAUGUCUAUUGCUACCCCUAUGAGGACUUCUGUUAGUAUUUCUGAUGUGUAUCGAGAGUGUUUGAUAGUUGUGGGGGAUAGAAAUUAUAAGGUCAACUUGCUUCUGAUGAUGAUGCAUGACUUUGACAUUAUUUUGGGUAUGGAUUGGUUGAGUGAGUAUAGGGAGACGAUUAAUUGUGAGGAGAAACGGGUUAUCUUUGGGGAUGUGAAUAAGCCAGAGUAUGUAUACCAGAGGUCUCAACCAAAAGGGGAGGUUAAGUUGAUUUCAGCUCCUAAGGCGAAGAAGCUCUUGUCUAAGGGUUGUGAUGGUUAUCUUGCUUUUGUAAGGGAUACAUCCAAGGUUGAGUCUCGUAUAGAGGAUUAUGCAGUUGUGAGUGAAUAUGCAGAUGUGUUUCCCGAUGAGUUACCAGGUUUGCCACCGCAUCGAGAAGUGGAGUUUAGUAUUGAACUUGUUCCAGGUGCAGAGCCUAUUUCUUAG
Messenger RNA from Daucus carota subsp. sativus, 1602 nucleotides. RefSeq lists its product as uncharacterized. The coding region runs from base 1 to 1602 and encodes 533 amino acids. The transcript is spliced from 2 exons. Lineage: Eukaryota; Viridiplantae; Streptophyta; Magnoliopsida; Apiales; Apiaceae. Gene Ontology annotation, biological process: proteolysis. Gene Ontology annotation, molecular function: aspartic-type endopeptidase activity. The record is from RefSeq and is a predicted model, not a curated record.